CAAGUUGCAAGCAGCAUCGAAACGAUGUCCGAGUAUUGGAGCGACGACGAUGACUGUGUGUCUUGGCGAAGCCUGUGUUUGUCCGAGUACAGACCAAGGGAGUAUGCAGAUGACAUGGAAUCGGUGAUUAGCCUGCAGGACCUGGCUUCAGAUGCACAUAGCCCCCACAAUCCAAUGCCUGCGACCAACCACCUCGACCUCACAUCCGAUACGAACUCGACUAGGGAGGCUUCUUACCUUCCAGUGGAGUUAGAGUUGCAGUCAUCGUCGUCGUGGGUCUUUCCGGUAACCCUUCCCCCACAGCGCCGAGCCGUGCCCGAACCACUCACCUCUAUGCCAACAACGACAUCUUCGCCGCCACCGCACCCGACCAUCCGAGCUGUUUUGCGAGUUCCCAUGGACUCCGUGAUGACCCCGCAGCACGCCGUGUUACAUCGUCAGCCCCUCUCAACGUUUCCACCGGAUGCCCAUCGUAUUCCUUCGAUAUCGUUGCUGGAUAUGUUCAAGGAAGACAUACCUCCAGCCAAAGCCGUCGACCCUAUUGGGCCAGUUGAGACUGUCAGAACUGUCACAACUGCACCCAAUGACACCCCUGCCAUGUUCCUUGCAUUGCAGUCGAAGAUCCAGGAGCUAGAAAGUCGUGAGAUGGAGCAUCAGUCCAAGUGCUCAACGCUGGAGAUGAAACUCAAGGCAAUGACUGUUCGGCUGCAUGACAUGUCCAGUAACCACGCGGUGGAGCUUCGGUCAGUGGAGGACGACCAGUCCAGACUCAAAGCCCAGCUUCACACGACACUCGCACAGGUGGCCACGCUGGAGCAAACUCAAUAUACACUGCGCAAUCAGGUGCAGGAAGCUCAGAAUGCACUCACAGAGCAACUCCAAGUAAAAGCAGCCCAGGUGCGAGCUCUACGCGAUGAAGACAUUGACCAGAAGAAGAUCAUUUCUAUCUUGGAGGCCAAAGUGGACAACUUGGUUGCAAAGUUGGCACAAAAAGAGCGAGCAAGUCAAGUUGACGGGGACGCCUUGACUGCCAAAUCCCACGAACUUCGGACUCUGCAUGAACAAUUCCACGAUCUUUCCGUCGCGCACGAUACUCUCAAGGACAAACUCAGGCAAAAUGCACUGGAAAUGGAACGGAUGCGCAAAGAUUACGCCAAAGUGCAAUUUGAACUCGGUCGUCGGAGCACCAACAGCAGCAGCAGCCCUCUGGAAGUGCGACCUCCAGUGCCUCCGUCACCCCCCCCUGCACUGCUGCCCACUGCGCUUUCCCCUGAAAAGACUUCAAGAAGUACCGGACUGCCAGUGGACAUGCAGCUUGCAGGAAAAGAACGACCCAAAUCGCUGGCAGAUUUGGGGUUUGGCCAGUUGACCAGUCGCAAGGCAGAUGAGCUGAACAGCUCUACGAACGUGCGCAACUUGCUCAGCUACGACCGGCCUUCCGUAACUAGUACCAGCGCCGACUUGUUUCCGAAUCGAGUCCAAUUCAACGCGCCAUUUGCUACGGAGAAGCAGUCGUUCCAGGACGACGUCGUGGCCAGACGGGAGCUGGAGGGGCAGCUGCUGCACUGGCAUAUCCAGAGGGAAACUCUGCACGCAGAGUACUCCAAGCUCGACCAAAUGGGUUUCCGAACCAUGCACUCAAGAAGGCGCAAGGCCGAGAUUGAGUCCAGUUUGCAUACCGUUGACAAGACCAUCAACCAACUCAAGCUUCGGCUGCGGUAGCUAGUAGAUGAAGUCACAACUAUUAAUAGCUACACUAACUCCACAACUACCAAGCUCAAAGAUCAAU
This is a messenger RNA of Aphanomyces astaci, 1789 nucleotides long. RefSeq lists its product as hypothetical. The record is from RefSeq and is a predicted model, not a curated record. The transcript is spliced from 4 exons. NCBI's taxonomy places the organism in Eukaryota, Oomycota, Saprolegniomycetes, Saprolegniales, Verrucalvaceae. Bases 25 to 1722 code for a protein of 565 amino acids.